Mesocestoides corti is the source of this 405-nucleotide messenger RNA. Lineage: Eukaryota; Metazoa; Platyhelminthes; Cestoda; Cyclophyllidea; Mesocestoididae. The record is from the annotation of a GenBank genome assembly.
AUGGAAAAGCUGGCGGAAUCGCUAGUGGCCACGUGUAGUCCCACCACUCCUUUUCCGAUUACGUCUCCACAAUAUGAAGGUGCUGGGUCCAUCUAUGCAUUUUUAACUCGCGAGCGACGCGACUAUCACGACUUACUGUGCACAGUCGAUGCCAGUGCCUACAGCUAUGCAAACGACACUUGCGCUUCAGACUGUCAAGAUUACAAGCAUCCUGCAGACAGGUUUUGCUGCGAACCACCUGGAAGCCUGGUCUCAGAGAAGACGUCACCAGCGGGGGUGGACAAGGCUGCGGUGGACGCUGAAGACUCACCGGAGAAUCGAUUUCUGCCGACAAGGAGGGACUGUCGCCUUAUCGCCGCCAGGGUUGGUGGCACUGGCGGUCAUCAUGCCGUACGGGCUGUUUAG